Molecule: messenger RNA, 3233 nt
Organism: Dermacentor andersoni
Lineage: Eukaryota; Metazoa; Arthropoda; Arachnida; Ixodida; Ixodidae
Source: RefSeq, a predicted model, not a curated record
AGCAAACUCCAGCGAAGGGGAAGUCGAAAGUGCGAUACCGUUACUUUAAGGAUGGGUACCUAAGUUUCUAUCACUAGUUUGUUGCUUAGGAUCCACUGUUUCAGUUGUUGCAGGACUCGGCCGGUUAGCUUGCAUCAAAUGAGAUAAGCAAGUAGAGAUGGGCUGUUAUAUACAUUCCCCAGGGCUCAUUGAGAGCCGUUCCAUGGCUUUUGUAACUUCCUUUCCCACAGCGGGCAUUAUAUUUGCAACAAGCAAUAUAACCGAGGUAAGAGUUUGUCUACCUCUAACACGCGCAUAGCCAAGCGCCCUUUCUUUCAAAAUGUUUAUCGCGUCCUUUCUAGAGCACCGUCGUCUGUCAACCAUUUCAAUCACUUGUAAUUCCUGGGCCCUAACAGAAAAGUCAGAAUAAUCGGCUGGAUGACUUCCACCACAGAGGCAGCAUCGCUCAUCUUGGGCACUACAAUCAUUUUGAGCAUGCUUUUCGCCACGUGUACAACAAUGCUGACUUGUCUUGCACUCUGCACUGCUAUGGCCAUAUCGCCAGCAAUUACGACGUUGUAGCGGGUGCGAUGCCAGAGGUUCAACUCUGAAUACAAGGGGCACACCUUUAGUUCUGAUGGACAGGAUGUUCCUGCGAAUGUUCCAAUCACCGGUUCUAUUGGGACCCUCUUAUUGUCUACCACUCGAUUGCAUAAACAGCAAUUACUCCAGUCCCAGACAAUCUCUCUAGUACUUCUGAUGCAGAUAGAUCAGCAUCGACACCUCUGACUAUUCCCUUAGUGCAAGUGAGGUGAGCAGGGAUGAAGGCACUCACCGGCAAUGACGCAAAUGAUGAACACGUAAGUAAAUUCGCGACACAGGUCUGGUCUGGUGAUCUACACACGAUAACUCCGCGGCAGAACUGUCUCAAUUCCGUGAUGGUCUGGUUUGAAUAAGUAGCAGCACGUAGAUAUUUCUGGAUAUAUCCUUGGUGUUGGUCAGCCGUAUCGAGCCUCCAUUGAAAUGAACCAGAGCCACCGGGAUGCUGCUCACACCACCGCGGAUGAACGAACCCAGAGGUAAUUGAUCUAUCGGAAUAGAGGCCGCCCAAGGGGAUAAACCGUUCCCGGGGGAGUUUUUGGACAUCAGCCUAGGAUGAAGCAGUCGUAACAAUAAUUAAGAGCUCAAUAUUUGCUGCUGGUGAUUGGUCAAAUGUGUACGGGCUUUUUUGGUGAAAGCGAAUGCUUAUGCUACUGCACAUCACUUCGUUCUUGUACUACCGCUUGUUUGCUACUUUGUUCCUUUCCUAUUUUUGUAACAGAUUCCAAUCCUUUGCCUGGUUGUUCUUCGCCUUUUUAUUUUUUUCAGUAUUAUUUUCUAGUGUUUGCACAUUGCGCAUGAUUGAUACAGUGUUGAUUCUCUUUGCUUGGCAAACUGGUUGCAAUUUUUCCUCGGUGGUGUUGCUUCAUUUCGUGUGUGCAGCAUUUAUGUUUUCGAAAUGAUAAUUUUAACCUGUGUGUGAUAUUUGCUUUAAGUGCUCUGUCUAGAAGCUUAUUUUUUCGCGAUUAAUUUUUCUUUUUGUUGCUUUUUCUUGUAGGCACAAUGCGCUUGACUGUACACUAUUAAACUUUCUUACGAUAUUCAUGUUCCUUGUAUGAAAAACUGCUUAGGCCGCAUUCAUGGCUUUAUACCUACCCUAACGGAUGUGGAUUGUUUUCUUUUUUUUCAUUUUUCUAUAUUUUUUGUGUGUACGUGCGUGUGCACAGCGCACAUGUUUACAUAAUGUCGAUUCUUUUUUCUUUAAAACAUGAUUAUACAUUUUGUAAUGCCCUUCUGCUAUGAUCUCAGCUGAGUGUGGCAGUAUUGAAAAUAAACAAAUAAAAUAAAUAACAAAUAAGAUUAGAAAAGCCUGAUGCCCCCCCCCCCCCCCAAAAAAAAAAAAAAAAAAAAAAAACCUGGCCAAGUGACGUUCGCACCGAGCCAACAUGCCGGCUUUCAAUUUGCCGCCAUCCCUUUUUUCCCCUUCGUCGUCUUUGUGCUGCCUCUGUCUUUCUUUCGUGUGCCGAUUCAGUCCUGCUUUGAGGUACGCGUGCGUAACGUCAUUCUAAUGUAAGUUGCUGGCCUCUCCCUGGCUCUUUAUGUUUUUUUUUAUAUUGAAUCAUGGUAAGUAUAAUAAUAAACGCCGACCAGCACGCUACCAGCAAUAAUUUUGGAAGUAGAGAGGAGAAGAAGAAGAAACUGAUGCCACGUCAAAGAGCGAAGAAGCGAACCACUUCGCACGGUUAGGGCCAAGCGUCAGUUCGAUUUCAAUGAGCCAUCGGGCUAGCUCGUCCAAGCCAGGAGACGUCCUCGAUCUUGAGAUCGGAAGUGAUGACGAUGACUUUCUCGGUGAAGUUAAGUCUCCCACGUGUUCAGCGAAACCCGCAGCUCAGCGUCCACAGCCGCCAUCGCUAAGCGCAGCGGGUGCGGCGCGCCCGCUUGGCGCAUCGUCACAGCCGGACCCCACGGCUCAGCUUCAGGGGGACGGAAGCAGCGGCACUGCUUCGCCCUCUCCCGAGCACCGGGCGAGGAAAACUGGCGCAGAUCGUCCCGGGCAUCCGGACCUGCGGGAUAAGUUGAAUCUCAUCAGGUGCCACCGACGACGCAAGUCCAAGCGCCGGCGAUCGCGCUCCGGCGGCGAUCUCCGCACGCAGCUGAGCGACAACCGCGAGCGCGCCGAUCACGACGCCGACGAAGAGCCGAGAGCGCCAACGGUGGGGGCCCCGUCGGGAGGGAGGCGAGCGGUGUUCAGGGGCGGCAGCAGGGCAGGAAACGGGGGGUCGCAGGAAUGCGCGUCAAGGAUUUGCCCGUCGAAGAAAGGCCUACGUAGACCUGGACCGCCCUGCGGAAGAAGACGUGGACGACAUCCUAGCUGCGGGACCUCACCAUGCGUUCACCGCUGCUCAUUACCGGCAAGUUGUGUUCCGCCAGAACCCCGGGAGCAGUGCACCGGCUUCCUGCGAGCAUGAAGGGCCGUGAAAGACACAUCCCGAGUGCCGGAACCCAGUGGUGGAAACAGCAGCGUCUGGGCGGCGGCGGCACGGACAUCGGUGCCGUGAAAAUUGGCAAGGUCAAUUGAAAGACGGAAGAAGGGUCGGAGAAAUCGUGAGCCUUUCCGGCGCCACUUCUGCUCGCCGCUCCGAAAGGAUCAGCGGUGCCCGAGACGUGUCAAGCGCUGCUCAAUGUUCAACACGAGUUCCAGGCGUUGGUGUCUA